Messenger RNA from Paramecium primaurelia, 682 nucleotides. NCBI's taxonomy places the organism in Eukaryota, Ciliophora, Oligohymenophorea, Peniculida, Parameciidae. The record is from the annotation of a GenBank genome assembly.
AUGUUUUAGAAGAUAAUUAGAGGACAGCUAUAAGGAUUUUAUGCAUAAAAGUGGUCUAUAAUGACCCUCCAAGAUCUUCAAGGAUGCUUAAAAUUGCUUGAUGGAAAGCAAGUAAGAUGGUCAUAAGAAUUAGAUAAUGUUAGUUUUCUGAUAGUAAUAUAUUUGCUUCUGAUAGUAGAUAAGUCUAUACGUCUAUGGGAAGUCAAAACAGGAUAAUAAAAAUAAAAGUUAGAUGGUGAUAGAUAUUAUGGUUGAUCACUCUGCUUCUCUCCUGAUGGAAAUACAUUAGCAUCUGGUAGUAAUGAUAACUCUCUUCGUCUAUGGGAUAUCAAGACAGGAUAAUAAAAAGCCAAAUUAGAUGGUCAUAUUAGUACUAUCACGUCAGUCUGUUUCUCUCCUGAUGGAAACACUUUAGCUUCUGGUAGGAAUGAUAACUCUAUUCUAUUAUGGGAUGAUAAGAAAGGAAAAGAAAUUUUUCCUGCUGACAAACUUUAUUAAGAUCUUUUUGUCAAACUUAAAGCACCACUAUAUUAAAACAAUCCUCUACAAUAUAUUUUUUAUUAUUAUUUUUUAGUAUCCAGCAAUAUUACAAUUCUACAAAUAUCUCAAACAAAAUUAUUUUAAUUAUAAGGAACGUUAAUCUUUAAAGGAGAUUAUGUAAAUUUUGAGGGAGACGAUUUGA